ACUUUUCACAGGAGCAUACAUACGCAGCAGCAAGCUACUCUUCUGUCAGAGCAAUAAACAACAGCGAGCACAGGCGAAUGAACGAAUUCUUCCCCCGAAAUUUGCUAGCUAGCUAGCAAGCCACUCCACAAAUUAAAUAGGAAUAUCGUAGCAACCCAUCCACCCGACCCUAAUGCAGGAGCUUCGGCCAGACUGACUGGGAGAUGGGAAUACUAAAUAUAAUAGACCAGCCUCCACUGGUCCAGGCAAUAUUCAACCGAAAUAUAGAAGAAGUGACGUUUUUGUUGCACACGAAGGAAGAAGUCAAUGCACUGGACCAAGAUCGCCGUACUCCCUUACAUGCUGCUGCUUGUUUGGGGGAUGUUCACAUUAUGGACCUCCUCAUUAAUUCAGGUGCUAGUGUUAACGCUAAGGACCAAGGCUGGCUGACACCCCUGCAUCGGGCAGCAGCCUCACGAAACGAAAAGGCCCUGGCACUCUUGCUGAAGCAGGGGGCGGAGGUCAACGCACGGGACAAAUUCUGGCAGACACCACUGCAUGUGGCUGCUGCUAACCGGGCCACACGUUGUGCUGAGGCACUGAUACCUCAUCUUAGCAGCCUGAAUGUGGCUGACCGUUCUGGCCGGACGGCCCUACACCACGCAGCACACAGCGGACAUUUAGAGAUGGUGAAUCUACUCCUCAACAAAGGGGCCAACCUGAGUGCCAGUGAUAAGAAAGAAAGACAGCCUAUUCACUGGGCUGCAUACCUGGGGCAUCUGGAGAUGGUGAAGCUGUUGGUGUCUCGCAGUGCUGAUGCCAUCUGCAAGGACAAGCGUGGGUACACCCCACUCCAUGCUGCUGCUGCUAGUGGCCAGAUUGAGGUUGUCAAGUACAUGCUGAGGCUAGGUGCAGAGAUAGACGAGCCCAAUGCCUUUGGAAACACGGCGCUCCACAUGGCCUGCUAUACAGGUCAGGAGGCAGUGGCAAGUGAUCUGGUGAAUCGUGGCGCCAAUGUGAACCAGCCCAACCACCGUGGCUGUACACCACUGCACCUGGCUGCUGUCUCCACCAAUGGAGCGCUCUGCCUUGAGUUGCUUGUCAAUAACGGUGCCGAUGUCAACAUGCAGAGUAAAGAAGGGAAGAGCCCUUUGCACAUGGCCGCCAUACAUGGGCGCUUCACACGUUCCCAGAUCCUCAUCCAGAAUGGUGGGGAGAUUGACUGUGUGGAUAAAUAUGGCAAUACCCCUCUUCAUGUUGCUGCUAAGCAUGGCCAUGAGCUGCUGAUCAGCACUCUCAUGACAAACGGUGCUGACACAGCCAGACAAGGUAUUCACGGGAUGUUUCCAUUGCAUUUGGCUGUGCUCUACGGGUUUUCAGACUGUUGUCGCAAGUUACUCUCCUCAGGUCAGCUGUACAGCAUUGUAUCAUCUCUAAGCAAUGAGCAUGUGCUGUCAGCCGGUUUUGACAUAAACACACCAGACAGCAUGGGGAGGACCUGCCUGCACGCCGCUGCCUCUGGAGGAAAUGUUGAAUGUCUUAACUUGCUAUUGAGCAGUGGUGCAGACUUGAGUAAAAAGGACAAAUUGGGAAAAGCUCCUUUGCACUACGCUGCAGCCAAUGGAAGCUACCAGUGCACAGUUGCCCUGGUGAGUGCUGGCGCUGAGGUGAAUGAGCUGGACCAGAAGGGAUGCAGCCCCUUGCACUAUGCCGCUGCCUCACAGACUUUCCGCAGAGUGGACAGACAUUACUCUGCCAACAGCCAAAGUGAGGAGAGGGAAAAGGAGGCUUUCUUUUGUCUAGAGUACCUGUUGGAUAAUGGGACUGACCCAGCUCUGAGGAACAGCAAGGGUUACAGUGCGGUCCACUAUGCAGCUGCCCAUGGCAACAAGCAAAACCUGGAGCUGCUUUUGGAGAUGUCCUUCAACUGUCUGGGAGAGGUGGAGAGCAACGUGCCAGUCAGUCCUUUGCACUUAGCCGCAUAUAAUGGUCACUGUGAGGCACUCAGGGUGCUGUCGGAGACGCUGGUCAGUCUGGACGUGAGGGACAUGGGCGGUCGCACAGCCCUCUACCUAGCUGCUCAGAGGGGCCACGCCCAGUGUGUGGAAGUGCUACUGGGACAAGGGGCCUCCUGUUUGCUGAAAGAGUAUAGACGCAAGUGGACCCCUCUCCAUGUCGCAGCUGGCAGCGGUCAGACGGAGUGCCUGCUCAAGCUCGUCAACAGAGGAGAGAAGGCUGACGUCAUCGACAUGACAGACGUACAGGGACAGACGGCCCUUAUGCUGGCAGCUCUGGGCAGUCACACUGAUUGUGUACACAUCUUGCUGGAGAAAGGGGCAAGCCCUGAUGCCACAGACAAAAAGGGUCGCACUGCCCUACACAGAGCUGCUGUCAUGGGCAGUGAGGAUUGUGUGUCCGCCAUAUUGGAGCAUGAAGCCUCUGCUCUGUGCAGGGACUCCGGGGGGCGGACCGCCUUGCAUCUGGCUGCAUCUUGUGGCCACACUGAGCUGCUCCGCAGCCUGCUGCAGGCAGCCACAUGUGCAGACCCACUGGACUACCUGCUGGACUUCAGUGGUUACACACCGUCCCACUGGGCCGCCUACCACGGACAUGAGGACUGUUUGGACAUUUUACUUGAAAACAAACCAUUUAGUAUCCAGGAAGGAAACUCCUUUACCCCAUUGCACUGUGCUCUAAUAAAUGGCCAUGAUGGUGCUGCUGAAAUACUACUCGAGACAGUUGGAACUCUGAUGGUUAACAUCAGAGAUCCUAGAGGAAGGACCCCUUUGCAUGCUGCUGCUUAUUCGGAGAGUGUUGCAGGCCUUCAGCUGGUCUUGGCCCAGGGGGCAGAGAUCAACGCUGUGGACCAAUCAGGACACUCCGCCCUCAUGGUUGCAGCCGACAGUGGACAUACCGCAGCCGUCGAAAUCCUGCUGCACCAGGCCAAGGCAGAUCUAACCCUGCUGGACGCCAACGACAACACAGCCCUCCACCUGGCCUGCAGCAAGGCCCAUGAGAUGUGUGCCCUGCUAAUCCUGGGAGAGAUCAGUGAACCCUCCCUCAUCAAUGCAACAAACACUGCACUGCAAAUGCCCCUUCAUAUCGCCGCAAGGAGCGGUCUGGCCACAGUUGUGCAGGUGCUGCUCAGCCGAGGGGCAGCCGUCAUGGCGGUGGAUGAGGAGGGCCACACCCCAGCACUAGCAUGUGCUCCUAAUAAAGAUGUGGCUGACUGCCUGUCCCUGAUCCUGUCCACCAUGAAGCCUUUCCCUCCCAAAGAUGCCAGUGCUGCUGCUGUCGCUGCCUCCCACUUCAGCCUCAACUUGCUGAAGCACUGUGGCAUCGCCGCCACCUGCGGACCUCUACCCAACGGCAACCUGCGUCACGCCUAUGCCAAGGACCACAACGGCACCAUCGGCCUCGACGGCUGCCUCACUGAGUGAGAGGAAUCCCCAGCUCCCAUAGUCCCCUUCUACCCCCUCAUGUCUCUUGAAGCUCCCUUUAGGAUCAACUGUGAUCCAGGGGGACCUUCCACUCCUAAAACACACAAGAGCAGGAAUAUACUUAGAUUCACAUGCGUGCGUGUCUGUAUAUGCGUGUGUCUACCUGUGUUUUUGUUGAUUACUCCCUGAUGAGUGCAGUCAAACCUAUAUGCAAUUAUUUGCCUCUCCUCUGUGUUGUUUGUCUGGAGGUAGGGUAAUCUCAGAUGCUCCCCUUCAUGGUGCAGAAGAACGCACAUCACUAAUUGAUCAUUUGUAGAUGCUCCAUUCUUCUGAGAUGGUCUUCAAAAGUUGUGUAUCCGUUUGGUUACAUUAACAAAUGCACUUAGCAUGUGUGACUGACAGCUAUGGAUCAUAUACUAGGUUAAGUUUUAUGCUGAAAUCUAAGUCCUUUUCUAGUUGACUGUUGAUAGAGGAAUUGACCAAAAGAAAAUCCCAAUACAGUGAACACUGACUUCACAGGAAGAAAAGAUGCUCCACCACUCAACUAGAAAUGUGUUCUCCUUUAACUAAAUGGUGCAAUAUUCAGCUAUCCUCUUGUUCUUGGCCUCUCUUUAAAGACAAUUUCAUAGUUAAAAUGGGAGGAAGAGAGAAAGAUUGGUUUGACUGUACAGGGAAGUGUUUGAAGAGUUAGAGCUCUGAAGAGAACCCCCAUAUAUGAUUACUUGCUAGUGUUCACACACCUAGGGUUUGGACCCUAAAGGUCACCAAAAUAUUCCUUAUUGGCUCAGGUGAUUUGUAAGGCACCUUUCAGGUCUGGUGUCUAUGAUUAACAAAGCUUGCCUGCAUAUAUGAUGUGGAGGAUGUGUCAAACUGUUUUGGUAAUUAGAAGUUAUUUAUAGGUUUUAAAAUGAAGAGUUAAUACAACUACAAUCCAUGACACAAGAUAUUAUAGAGACAAGUUUAGUUUACAAGAUGAAUGAAAAGGACAAAGCCUCUUUGGGUUUUCUACAUAUUCUCCCUCCUAAAUUCACAUGAAGAUGUGGGUCCGCUCAAACCCCACUUCUAUUGUUGACUAUUAACUGCAAUUGACCACGAUAUAUUUGCAGCUCAAGAUGUGUCUUGAAAGUUUCAAAACAAUUAAAACAUGUUGUGCCUAUGGAAAACAGAGAAUUACUGAGGGGGGGAAAAACGGACCCCAUGUUCUCUAUCCUCUGACCCAGCACCUUAUUCCUGAUUGUUUGAGACUUAAUAAGAGAACAAUUCUAGAGCGACAUUUAUAAAACAAUACAACCCUGAUUCAGAAAUGGGAGAAGCACACAUACUGGUGAUGAUUUAUAAGCUAUAUUAUUGUUGUGUACUUAUGUUGUUACUUGUUUACGCAAUCUCAACCACAGAUUAAUUAGUCAAUUGUAUUAUAGUUGCACAAAAUAAGAGCCAUACAUCUAGUAGGAAGGUGAAAGUGUUGUCAAUAUAGCUGCUGAAAUACUGUCAUUCUUUUUUAUGAAUUCUAUUCAGUUUUCAUAAAUGUAGAUCUUCAUUUAGUGUUUUUUUUUUAAUUUUAAUCAGAAACAAUAUUCACACAGCAUUUAACUUAUUUUAUUCUUCUCUUACCUGUUGUAAUAAGGUUUUUGGUAUUUUUACCUAAUUAAGAAGCAACUAAAAGGUUUUUGAAGGGAUUUAUUUGCACUCUACCUCCAAAGAUGAAAUGAAAGUGUUUUCAAUAGGAGUGCAUAGAUUUUAUCAGCAAUCUACCAAAGGUUCUGUUUUGAAAUCUACUGUCCAAGGACACAUUUUUAUUUGUUUUGUUGUUUUGUAAUUUUUUCUUGUCAAACAGCCAUUGAUGUUGAAAAUAAUGAUCCUCUAUUAUUCAUUCAGUGGGCAUGCAAUGUAAGCUCUCAACAGUUAACGUCUAAUUUUGGCAAGUAGAAAAGGUCAGAUGUCUUAUGACAUUUCAUUUAGACUCUUCUAUUAUUUAUUUCAAGCUUUAAGAAUUCAACUUAUUGACCUCACUUUUGUCAAUUCUACAGAUUUAACAAUUUUUAUUGACUGAAAUGGAUGGAAUUCGUAAUUUGUGCAUCAGCUUAAACUAUUUUGCAUUACAGUUUGUCUCAAUUUUACCAAACCAGUGUACCUUGUCGCUAUUGGCGAUGAUCGUCUUCUGUUAUGUUUUGAAGAUUUCUUAAAACGGAAGAAGACAACUUGCAGUUCAAAAUAAUUUACAUUUGACAGUAUUUAACCCCGUUCAUCAACCUUUUUAUUGAUUGGGAACUUUAAACAAAGAUGAGAAAAGUCUCGAAAGUCCUGGCCUGUGAUGAGCCUCAGUCUGUAUGCUGCUUCAUCUUUCACUCAAUAAGUAGGGUUAGCAUCAUUUAAAAUAUUCAAAGUUCAAUAGUUCGAACUAUUUUUUUCUUGUCAAUCUAUAGUUCCGUUAGUCGAUACUUUUGAGUUCGAUAGUGCUAGAGGUGCAGAUUGUUUGAGAGUUCCUAGCAGCAAACAAAUUGUCUUGGGGUAUUGUUAAAAUUGGAAAUUGUAGUUAUUUAUGGAUGGCAAAUUUUGUAACUUUUUGAGAAGACAAUCAGUUUAUUAUCAUAAGGGCUCUUAAAAUUGUCUGAAAUGCUCCCUAUUUUAGUUAUUUUUAAAGUAUGUGUGCUUGCUUCCAUUUCUCCCCUUCAACAAAUGGAAAAUUAUAGUUGUCUUGUGGUGGAGUUAACAGUAACUCAGAAGGCAAGUAACUCCACUGAACCUAAAACACCUUAGUUCCUUUGUUGUAAUUUCUUCUUUUGACAUGCCCCCGUCUUAUCAGUUAUGCAAUUUACCCUACAACUGUUCUCUUUAAAUGGAUUAUCGGUAACAUUUAGGGCAUCUCUGUAGAUGUACAUACUAGUCAAAACGAAUAACACUGAUGCAUCCAUUUCUUGAAUCAUUGCAACUUGAGAUUCAUUGGUCCUGGUGCAUUCAAUCAUAGGGCUAGGAAGGAAUUGAGCUUGGAAAGAAAGAUAAUUGUUAAACUACAAGCUUACAUUGCACCUAUUUUGUGGCCAGUACUUGUAUUCCACAAGGUACUAAAUAUCAACAUCUAUGAAAAUGUAUUAUAUACUCAAUGACCAUCACAUGAUAUAGGAAUAGCAAAUGCCAAAACCAGUGUCAUUGUUGUUCCUCAUGUUUAUACUACUAUAAUACUGAAAAUGAUUGUAUUAAGCUACCUGAACUUUGUGGCAUUUUACAUAUAAGCCUUUUUUAUAUGAUGUCAGAGACUGCUUAGUUCAAUGAAGUGAGAUCACAUCGAGUAAUAAGCCAUUUAAUAAUAGCAUUCUUAUCCACAUUCAUGGGUGGCUUACUGUGUUGCAUAUUAUUUUUAGGUUAGUUAUAAGACUUGCAACUAACGACCACAACUUGAUUCAAUUAAUUUCCCCCCCGGAUAUUGUCUAACAUUUCAUUGUCCAUGGCUCAAAAGGAACAUAUGGUAGUUUCUGAUGUAAAAUGUAAUUCCUUUGUGGAACAAAUAUCUUACCAACGGGAGAUCCUUAACAAGUAAUUGGAUGCCAAAAGACUUCAAGACAGAAGAUAUAGCUUAGUUGAGGGUUUUGAUAAACUCCACAACCUGUUUUGCCAUUUUAUUAUUUGUUACCUCCUCACCCUGUAUUACCAUUCCGUUUACACUGUGGAUUUAGAGGAGCAAUGUACUUAUGGGAAACCAUAGGAUGGCAGAAAGUAUUUUCGAUUUUCAUUGGUGCAUCAAGAACAACAACAACAAAACCUUUGGGACAAUUUUCAUUCAUUCUUGACCCCAAAGCACUUAUUUCAUGAAUAAGCACUUUUGUAUAUUUAAUAUCUCUAUAUGUAUAUGUGUAUGUAUACAUAUGUUACCUAUGUAGAUAUUAACUUAUAUUUAGGAAUGUUUGUAUCAGAAGUAGUGGGAUGAGAGCAGAUGAAAUGGUGAUCCUUUACCCAUGAUCCUCAUGAUGUUGUGUGUGAAUGCAUGUGAGCAACAGUGAGAGAGACAUUUCCUUUUAUGGGUGGGACAUCUCUCUUGGAGGCUCAAAGGGGGGCAGUCAAACAUUUGAGGUUGCACUUUUGUGUGCGCAGCACAUUUAAAUACAUUUCAGACUGAAAAGAAUACUUGCACUGCCUUUCUGUACGUUGCCAAAUAAACGGGAUAAAAAUUAGAACAACAUUUUGAUUUAAGAAUAUUUCAACUGAGCCAUAUUAGUCAAUUGCUGACAAACAAAAGUGAAUGUAUGGUUUAAAUUAGGAAGGGGUUUAAAUGAUGUUGCUGCACUGUUAAAACAAGAAGUAAAAAUAAUGGAAAAUAAUGAGACGAACUUAAGCAAACACAUUUCCCCUAGUUUCCUCAUUGAAUCAUUGUUCUGUAACUCUGUCAUCUUGCGUGAACUGCUGAACGGUCAAGUCCUUGCAAUUUAUGGGAUGAAUUUUAAGGUCAAGUCAUUGUCAUUUGAGCCAUUGCAAGAUAUCAGCAUACACAAUGGAUUAGUUUGCAUCAAAAGCUUGUGGAUUGCAUAAGCAAUGCUUGUGCCUAGCACAAUGCCUUACUUCUAGCAGCACAUCUCAAUCUAAUUAAUUUUUUACAUUAAUUGCAUUUGAUAAUUGCAUCUUUAUUUCCCCUAGUGCUUUCUUUCAACAGUUGCACACACUUGCCCACAAUUCUUCAGUCAGUAGCUGUAGAUGGAAACACUUUUUGAGAUUGCCUUACAAUACCUCUGAGUAAGAGUGUUUUGUUGUUUUUGAAACAUUUUCUUUACAGCACACUACAUUUGUGAAUGUGUCUGUUUUUGUCUUAUAUCAAAACCAUAUCAAAACUAUUGACCUCAAUUUUUUAACAGAGCACCCCUGCUGUUAAAGACCCUCAAGUGCUGAAGAAAUGUCAAUUUUUCUGUUCACAAAAAAUAUAUAUUUUCAGUGAGAUUGGUCUCUUUUCAGUGUGUCAGCACAAAGAGAUUGACAACAUAUUUUUUAAUGGCAAAUAGGAGGUUAAACAAUUGUUUGUCCUUUAUGGUGUUUUUCUGUCUUAAUACAGGCUAUUGAACUAAAUACUGCAUCAGUCAGGCAGAUAUUACUCAUGCCUAAAUGGGACAGUUCUUUCUUGGGGCAAACAUUUUAUGCAACUGUAAAGUCAUCUUUUUUUUCUUGGAAAUAAAUCCAUAAUUAAAUAACUAAUUGGAAUGAUUAUAUCUUGCAAUGGCUCAGAAGACUAUGACCUCACCAUUAAAAGUUUCCACCUUAACAAAGCUUCAGUUUUACAAAAAUAUAUAAUUAUAUAAUGAAUGUGCUUGCUGCAAAACCGGCCUAGUAGUGACAUUGUUGUUAUUUAUAUAAUUGUGUUGUUUUGCUGAAAAAAGCAUUAGAGUCACACCUGAAGAGCAUGUUGGGUAAUUGAGAAGAGUAAAAUUGAACCUACUGUAAGUUGUUGAGUACUGUAACGAGUUAUGAGAGAUGUUAGGAGAGACAAUACAUUGGAAAGGGAAUCAGAAAUUAAGCAUCAUUUUCUUUUCUACCCAAAAACUACAAUAAAGCAGGGUACUUGGAAUUUUGGGCAAUUUAUCGAAUGUUGUGCAAAAUUGUAUGGAUUAGGUGGAAUUAUAUGAAAAUCUAUAGAUUCACGUUCUAGUUGCAUAAUGAAGCUGCCUUUAACUUUGAAACACUAAAGUUGAUAAAAAUGAAAGUGAAAAUGAAAGUAUUAAUUCAAGAAGGAACAUUGCCAUGCAAAUUUAAAUGAUAAGAGAUACAUUAGGGGAAUGUGUGCUGGGUGGUUUUGUUAUGUUACAGUAUAGUGAAGAGUACAACAGUGAGCCAUGGUUGUGGUCUCUAGUCCUCUGGGAUAUUUAUCCCAAUUACCUCUAGGACACAGAUGUCCUUCAUUACUUGAAAACUCAUUGGAUUAAGGCGAUAGCUAGACAACUCCUUUUUGUUGUGUCUUUAAUUCCAAUUUAAAGGUAUUUCAUGAUUAUAACAUGAUGGCUUGCAUUACUUUUCUCAUGUAGCCAAAUGUUAAUUUCCUUUAGAUGGAAUUUAUUGUGAUAGACUAGUCUCUUAUGUGUGUGCGUUCAUUGGAUUAUUAGCUGUACAAUUCCUUUAUUAAACACAUUUACUCCAAAAAAAUACAAAAAAAUAUUAUUGCCCCUAUUUCAGCUUUAUUUAUGGAGAAAGACAGGAAAGAGAAAGAGAGGACGACAUGCAGGCAAUGACCCGGGCCGGAAUAAACCCAAGGCCCUUGCGUCAAGACCUUAGCCUUAGUGGUAUGAGCCACCGGGGCACCACACACAAAUUUACUUGAUCCACACUCCACUAACUUAUGUUUAAUGUAUUUCUCAAGGAGUAACCAUUGUUCUUUUACUCUUAAUCUCUAUAAAUCUUAUCCAAAACAAAUUUAAAGUGUGUAAACUAAUUCAACAUUCAGGAUACUUUGCACCAAUUUAAAGAGUAUUUUAAUGUCUUGAUACAAUAGUUUAUUUGUCCUACAUGUCACUAUUUGCAGGUUCACAUACAGUGACUUGAAAGAUGUCACUGCUGCUAGAUUAAGUUAUGAAUUGUAGUGCUCCAUGAAAACUGGUGUUGACUUAUCUUUUUUUUUUCUUUACAAUAGUUGUCUUCUUUUAAAUACUUCAGGGACAUUAAUGCUACCACAGCAAGUGCUUUGCAUUUCUAUAAUUUAUUUUUUUAAAGGGCAGUUAAUCAGUACCUCCCUCAAUCCAAAUAGACUAUUUAUGAAGGGAAUGCAUGCCCCCAGAUAGACAGCUUUCUUUAGUGGGACUAUGUUUUACUAGACAAGCCAUAAUUUGGCAUCAAGCAACUUACCUCAAAAUAUUGGUGUCGUACAAGGAUUUUACCCAAAUCGAUAUAUCUUUUAGAUAUAUUGUACCUCAUUGGAGAGUAAAUGUCAUGUGAUACAUAUGCAACGUUACUUUUUUUUUUUCUUUCAUGUUUAAUGGUUGCUUCAUGACCUAACACAGUUGUUUAUAUCUACUACACUAUGUAUUGGGUGGAAAAUAAGACUAGUUUUUAGAAUCAAAUGACAUCCACUACAAAAAUGCCACAGUAUAAGCAACCAAAGGAGAGAGAUGUUUUCAGAUAAUUUUGUUUCACAUCAUAAAGUACCUUCUUUACUAGAGUUGUGCACAUUUUUAUGUAUACUGCACAUGUAAGUCUAACUGCUCUUUAACAGGGAUUUAGUUUGGUUUGAAGAUCAUGUAGGCUGAACAUUUUUGUGCAAAAUGUUAACUUAAGUAUACUUAGCCUGUGCAUACUGUCUUGCUUCAUCAGGAAUCCAUUUAACAAAUGUAGAACAAGUAGUUUCCGAUCACGUAAAUUUUAAGGCAAAACGGUCUUCCAUCCAUGCCAACUAAAAGCCUUAUAGUUGAUCAAUUUGAGGUCACCUCCCAGACACACAACUACAACAGACAGGGUGUAAGAUGUCUUCACUGUGUCUAUAUAUAACACAUAAACAUUUAUUAAUUUGAUAAUUAGCAGAAUAUAUUUUAGAAGCAUAUAUCCAAAUAAUUACUUGUGCUAUUAUCAUGAACUUCUUCUGGUUACUUUAUUAUAAUUAGUUUUCUAUGGUUUGUUUUAUGCCUUAGUCUUGGUUGGCUAGCCAUAAUUGAAAGACUAGCCUUUGAAAGGACUUGACAGAUCAUAUGUAAAACUACAGAUCCAAGUUGUAGCUAAGAUACCAGGAGUUUGGUGCAAAUAAAUGUAAAAGCAAUAGUGACAAGUGCACUUUGGAGAGUCUUUGAAGCACAGCAUCACUAGAAUGCACAGCAAAUACAGGAAUUGUGCAUAGAUUGUUGAUUUUGAAUACACAAAAAAAUCUUUAUUAAUUAAUUUAAUUAAUUUGAUUAGUAGGUUCACACGUUUUACUUAAUAAUAUUAGUAUAAUGACAAUUUAAAAACAAAUUUUAUGAGAAAAAUAAAGUUGUAGCUUAAACUGUUCAGUAGCUAGUUUUAUGCAACCCCUUGAAUUGGGCCUCUGCGUUUGUAAAUAUUCAUGUUUCCUGUAUUGUGAUGUAUUCAAAGUUUGUGUCAUUUUUUUAAUAACAUCAAGGCACUGGUUUUAGUUGAGAUGGUCAUAGAGGAUUGUAUUUUGUGUAUAGGAGAGAAUGAGUUGUUAUGCCAGAAAGACUCUGCUGUUGGCUGCUGUUUAAUGUGUGAUGUUUUAGGUAUUAUCUGUUGGGUCCUCAUUAUGUCAAAAUAUGUUCAUUAAUAUGAGAGAACUAUGUGCAUGAAUUGGUGUCAGCAAAAAGGCAAAGAAGUAGUGUGAACAGUAGAUGUUCCAAUCUACAUAAUCACACUUUCCAAGUUUACAAAUAAGGUGAAUAAUAUAAUUUUUUUAAUUGGUAAACAAAAUACAUUCCCUUUUAAACACAAGUGAUGUUUGUUGGAUUUUGGUGCUAUGGUCUGUUAUAAUCUUUGAUUAGUCCUUACAUUUGCUUUAAUUGGAUUUAUAAAAAAAAAUAGAACAAUUUAAGCUGGCAAGGUUGAUGAUGUAUUAUACAGUGUCCAAAGUGAUAUAUAAGGUCAUACAAAUUAAAGGACCUGUGAAUUUAAUAAUUAACACUGGUACAAACAAAAUAUUUUUAAAAGGUUGGCAGGAGACAGUCCUUUACGUUAACUUCCCUCUGUAUUAUUUCGAUUAUAUAUGCUUAGUUUUCAAAGAGCAGAGGUAUCUUGGAUUGUUGGAAAUUGUUAAGAAUUAUACUGUUACGUUUUUUUUUAUGUUGCCCAAUAGGCCAGCUAAGACAGUUAUUGCACCUUAACUCUAUUCUUGCCACAAACAUUGAAUGAUUAUGCUGGCCACUUAAAUUAUAAAUGCAAUGUCUCAUUUUCGGUUCUACAGGAGGUACCUUCUUUCUUCCUGACUUUUGCUAGCGUGGAUGUAGGUUGAAACUAUUACAGGGUUGCAGUUCAGUGCUAAAAUUAUAAUUUGUCAUUUAAAGUGAGACUCUGGCAUAAUGACUGCCCACAUCAGUGUGAGCUGGAGGUAAACUUUCCAUGGUGCCCUACCCUCUGGCCUGACCAUAUAUUCAGGUGGUGCAAUGAGAAAAUGAACUGCUUUUUCAGGACCCAGCUUUUACUUGCCUUUUUGCACCUUUGGCUUCAUUAAGUAGGGAUUGGCUAGUGCUAGUUGAUAUUGAGCAUGUCCUCAUUUGGUCAUCGUAUAUAUUCCUUGGUUUAUAGCCUUAAGUUGCUCAUAGCAGAUGAGACUUAUGUUGUGUUUUCAAGCAAGAGAUAGAAGUUUCAGAAAUAGGUUAUUGUAACAACCCAUAAAAAGGUUUCUGCGUAAAAUCUCUAAUUUUAAGUUCAAAAUCCACGCUAUGUAAAUAGAUUAAAAUGUGACUUAGGUUUCCUACCUCCUUGAUACACAGCUGUCAGCUUAGCUCCUAACCACCUUUUUCAUGUUUCAAAGAAUGAAAUAAAUAUUAUGAAUUAUUUUAAUCAUAAGGGCAAAAGCUAAUGUGAGCUUGACUGCGUGUAUUUAUGUGAUGUAUGCAUACAUGGAAGGAAAUAUGAUAUCACAACCACUGGAAUGUGAAGCCAAACUGUAUUAAAUUAAAUCUAAUCUCGUUUGAACCUCUAACUGUUGUAGCAUAAAUUAAACAUAACUGGGUACACAUUGGUUGUUAUUCAUACAUGUAGUGACAUGGUACUUUUUGAUUGAUAUUUUUAAAAUAACAUCCUUUUCAGUAUCCUUAAAUAAGUCUGCAUAUUUUUUAUAGAAAGGUGCAUUUUACAUGUGCAAGUUGAGCCAUACAUCUAAAGAUCAAGUUUACAACUGUAACUGUAUGAUUAUGAGAUUAACUGAAAAGCAACAAGUAACAAAUGCUCCUAUUUUAGUCUGAUGAUGGGAAUAUGAUGCAUGUGGUGUUUAUGAUAGAAGGGAAAACGUAUCAUAUCCAGCCUUAAAACCUUUCAGAAACUCUAGAACUUUGAUAAUUUCUGUCACCAUCUUGCCCCCAAUUUAAUAAACCUUUGGUAUUUGAUUAACGCAGAGGAAUGUGAGAUACAAUUAGUAGGGAGUGAGGAUAUUGGGGAGAUGCCCUAUACAUUCUGUAUAUCCCCACCUCUGAACUAAUCUCCUACCUGUUAAUGUUUUUAUGUGACAAUGCAAUCUUUGAAAGCACUUUGCCUUGUUAGAACAUAAAUGUGCUAGUGAAUUGUUAAUUGUUACGUACAUGUAAAAAUACAUGAUUUAACUAAAACAAAAUCUGUAGACCUUUCAGACACCAAGAAAAACCAAGGCAUCCUAUAAGAUUAUUUUAUACAAUGUAUGCUGCAGCCUAUGAGUCCUGUCAUUUAGUGUUGUGGCUUCUGAUUGGUUAUGUUUAAAUAAAGUGCUAUUGCUUAUAUCUAUUAAUUAUGUUUGUCAUGGAUUCUUUUUACUUGUUUUACACUUGUAAAACCAUCAUAUAUAACACACACUGAUAUGCCAUAAUGUAUCUUUUUACAGUGCACAAGACAGAACACAAAGGACAAUGAUAUUUUGUAAUUGCACAGGAAAGAACCAGAGGGAAGAGUCAUGGAUUAAUCUCAAUGUAGAAAAUGUAAUGCUUAACUUGAAUUACAAAGGGUUUCACCAUGUGUCAGUUUCCUGGAUACUUUGUAGAAAUGUUCCUUCUGGCUUUGAUAUGGGAUUUUAUUUAUUAUAGCAAUUCAUUUUAUUGUAUAAACUCUGAACUGCAACUUGUCCUUUUCGGAAUCUACAUAAGAAAUUGAUUUACUUGCCUGUUUUAAAAAAUGUUGCAGUACAAAGAAAGUGAAGGUAUAGUUAAUAUAAUGUAUUUGGAGUCAACUACAUGUAUACUUAAGUUUUCAGUAUUCUAAAUCCAACAAUUAAAA
This is a messenger RNA of Hypomesus transpacificus, 14267 nucleotides long. RefSeq names its product serine/threonine-protein phosphatase 6 regulatory ankyrin repeat subunit C-like. Lineage: Eukaryota; Metazoa; Chordata; Actinopteri; Osmeriformes; Osmeridae. The transcript is spliced from 28 exons. The record is from RefSeq and is a predicted model, not a curated record. Gene Ontology annotation, cellular component: nucleus; cytoplasm. The coding region runs from base 204 to 3419 and encodes 1071 amino acids. Gene Ontology annotation, molecular function: protein binding.